This is a messenger RNA of Aaosphaeria arxii CBS 175.79, 1030 nucleotides long. RefSeq lists its product as uncharacterized. The record is from RefSeq and is a predicted model, not a curated record. Lineage: Eukaryota; Fungi; Ascomycota; Dothideomycetes; Pleosporales. Bases 496 to 870 code for a protein of 124 amino acids. The transcript is spliced from 3 exons.
AUUGGACAAUCAUUGAUCUCCCCCUCUGCCUUCUGCUCUCUCCUUUCUUUUUUCAUGGGAGAUCGUCACCCGAAUUCGCGGAAGGCGCCAUGUUAUCUUUCUUGCUUUUAAAGCGGGGGAUAAGUGAUAAAAAGCAUUGCGAGUGGGGUUUUCGAAGAACGUACGUCAUUGGCACCAGCGAAACAUUCAACCAACCGUCACUACUAGAAGCUAGGGGAUUGAGAGAACGGGGGCGUAUCCACCAAUUCCAGACGCCAAACUGGAAAUUGACCAUCGCAAAUUUGCAAACAGAAACAACCCCAUGCUGACUGAAAAUGAGUUGUGCGGGACCCGCAUCGGAGCUUCUUUUUAUUAAGACCUGGGCAUUCUGCUCUCCCACCCGCGCUUCAUUGAACCUCGUCUCAACCACCACCACGCCCACCAAACAACACAACAUAUUUUAGUAGCUCCCGCAAGAUCAUUUCAAAGUUCGAAAAUCUACAUAAACUAGCAACAAUGGUUUACACAAUCGUCGUCCAUCUCUACGCUAAAGAUGACCAGGAGUCCAUCACGAAGCUGAAGGCCAAGCUCAUCGAGGCGAGCCAAGUCUACAGCAAAGACCGCGAGACGUUGAGCUGGUUCGUUAUGCAGGAUGUGAGCGACCCAAAGAAGUUCACUAUCGUUGAGAGGUAUCAGUACGAGAGCAGCCAAAAAUACCACCUCGAGAACCCAUACUGGAAGACUUUCGACCCCUACGUCAACCCGCUUCUGGAGAAGCCCAUGGAUCUCCGCAGGUUCAACGAACUCGAUACCGGCAACGUCGGAGGACACUAUCACGAGGAGGCAGAGGGCGACACUACAGUUGCAACCAUGUACAACGAGACGACCUAGAUUUCCUUUAUCUUAACUUUUUGAAAAAUAUGUUAUGGCGACAUGGCGAUACGACCCAUCUGGGAUUAUUUCGGCCGGUGGAUCGGAAAAUGCAGUAACGAUUAUUCGGACUUCUAAUAAUAUACUAUCAAGCUCAAAACUGGCAUGAAAGGCAUCAGAG